Messenger RNA from Pocillopora damicornis (cauliflower coral), 6106 nucleotides. RefSeq names its product mitogen-activated protein kinase kinase kinase 4. Lineage: Eukaryota; Metazoa; Cnidaria; Anthozoa; Scleractinia; Pocilloporidae. Gene Ontology annotation, molecular function: ATP binding; protein kinase activity. Gene Ontology annotation, biological process: protein phosphorylation; MAPK cascade. The record is from RefSeq and is a predicted model, not a curated record.
AUGGCGGAGGUAGAGGACGUCUCGGAUGAGCAGCAACAAAUCUCAGGUUCGCCUUGCGACGAAAUCGAUCCAGCAGAAAUUUUUGAAAACCAGGGAUGUUUGGGGGUUGAAAUAUUUCCUGCGGAUGACAGAGGAUCUGGCUCAGAGUUUGACUCUGAGCGCGAAGAGAUUGUUGAUUUGUCAUCUGAGAAUGAGCUUUCCGACAGUUUUCCAUACGGGGUAACUCCGCCGAGAAAUAUAAGAAGACGCAAAGAGAAGUCAAGAAGAGAAAAAGAUAAAGUGAUCUCUCUCCUUAAAAGUCCUGUAACUCGUUCAUAUGGAUCUAAUCCUUCGGAAAGAACAGAGCUGGACAGACGGAAAAAGCGGGGUUCUACUCAGCUGACAACUGAACGAGCUUUCCAGAGACAACUCAAGCGAGGCAGUGUUGAUGUUGGGUUUGUCAGUGUUGAAAGUGGUGUCCAUUCGUCAGACACUUCAAAGUCUUUAGAUAUGCCCAGCAUCAAGAUCGAAACCUCAAGUCCAUUCAUGUCCUUGGACUGCGUUUGCGAAGAUUCUUCCGAUACUUCAGGCAUAUAUAUGCGUGCCAGUACUGUCACGGAAUCUGGUGCCAUUACUCGAAGAAACGCCGGAGGACACAAGAAAGCAUCUCGCUCAGAAUCUGCUCCUCAUAGUUCUUCUACAUCUAAAAAUUUUCUCAAUCCCUAUUGUCCAGAGGCGAGAAUGGAGUUCUAUAGAACAUUUUCUCUUUUGAUCAAACUAGGCUCAUUGGCUCAUAAACAGCAAGAAAGACAGUAUGGAGUUGAUAACAGUGCUCUUGAGAGGCAAAGUUCAGAAGAAAAUAAAAAAUGGCAAGUGGCAUUGUCACAAGCACUUUGGCUUGAACUGCAGGCUUGGCAUGCAAACCGAACCAUGGCAGAACAAGAUCAGUAUUUAGUUCAAGCUCGUGCUAAUGUGGAAGAGGUGCUAGAUGAGGUUAUAAAUUUUAAAGUUAAGAAACAAGAUGGGGACAGUCAGACUUUGAAUGAAGAAACUGAGAAAAACAAUUGUGAAAACAAUCAAGAUGCAAAAGGAGAUUCUGGUGUUCUUGAUACUGAUGGAACUGUCUGUAGUACCAAUGAUGAUUUGCCUACUUCAACACAGUCAUCACAUUCAGUUGACCCUUCAGUGCACAAUUCUUAUACAGCAGAUCAAGAAAAUUUUUUUCAGACUUUGGAGACAUCUGACACAGAACAUUGUGUAAAUGAAAACAGUGAGCUUUCUUCUACUGAGACAGAUAGCUUUAAAAAUGACCUUGACAGAGAUGCGCCAGAUUACAAAGCUUUACGAAGCAGACUUUCACUAGAUUUUAAUCAUAGAAACCAGAAACAGUGUCCCAGUGAAGCAAGAGAGGAUUGUUUCUCAGAUAAAACAUACUGUCAGCUAAAAGCCGCCAUAGAUCAAGUUACAGAACUCUUUGACAAAUUGGAAAUGAUUGAGCAUCUUUAUCCCACUCGUAAGAACCUUGGAGAGCAAAAUGAAAAGUACACAAGCAAAGAUUUCACAAGGAACUUUGAAACAUUGUGUUUGUGGUUGAAUGUAACCAGAGAAUUAUACCACAAGCUACAUUCGAUUGCUAAGUUUGUUGGUGUGAAUCCAGAUGAUACAAAAGUUUGGCAAGAUUGGUUAGAUGUUGGUCUUGGAAGAUUGGAUAAUAUGUGCCCAGCCUCUGACUUGAAUCUUGAUGACAAUGAAACUUAUUUUUCAUUAUCUGAUGAUGAUAAUGAUGAUGAGGAAGAGGAGGUUGAGAGCAAUGAAGAUGAUGAUGAUGAUGCUGAUGAUACUGAACAGAAAAAUGGUACUGUUCCUUCGUCUCCAAUGAGAACAAUGUCAUAUGAGAGUCAGACAAGCACGCCUUCACGGCCAUCAAGAGCAAGUAGCAACUUGUCCAACUUCAAGUGGAGUUCAACAUCAAGGUACAGACCAUUUGUUGAUCACAGCAUCAAGAAGAUGGGGUUGAUAAAACUUGGGAAGAGAUUAGGAGACAUUCUGGACACUAGUAUGAUGAAGGCUAGACAAGCCCUGGUGCUUCCAAGCAACAAAUGCCAGGACAAUGAAUGCCAGUGUUGUAACCCUGUUAAAUUGGAGCACAGGAAGUGGUCUGUAAAUCAUUUGGAUGCACUCAUGAACGGAAAAGAAGAACCAAUUCAACUGUUCAGCUGUAGCUGUCAUCCUCAUAGAAGAGCAAUGCGCUGUGGGAGUGAGAAUUUUGAUCAUGGGAUUUGGGUGGAGGAGUUCAUUAAAGAAACUGGUCUGCCCUCCUUUCGAUUAUUGUACUUGUUUCUGGCACGAGUUCCAUUAGACAUCAUCCAUGAAUGUUUGCGUCUGAGGCUGCAGCAUCGGCCCAAGGGGGAGCCAUCAUCAUUGAGUGUGAGACAGCUUCUGCGAGAGUGUAAAGAUGUGCUGUUAGGUGGUGUUCUUGUGAAAGACUAUUACCUUGAUCUUGUGGGUGGAAUUUCAAAUUCAGAAGACUUAAACAAGGAAAACACAGAAAGUGACAUUGAAGGCUUUGAGCAGGAUCUUCAGAGUUUGCUGCUGGUUUAUUUUGAGUAUUUGCACAAUGUCAUCCACUUGGUCCAGAGGCUUCCUCAGGCAUCCAAAGGACUAAAAAACAUUCUUGAAGAAGAGUGGAGCUUUGUGAAGAAACAUUGCCGCCAUAUUAGAGGAGGAGAAGUGGAAGGAGGAACAAGAUUUUGUGUCAUGGCUUCAGGACUGCUUGAGUCAACUGGUGACUUUCUAGAGUCUGAGUUAGAUCAGAGUUGCUCAGAUCUUCACAACAACACUGAUCAUGGUGAAGAUCUCAGGAGGAAAGUGCUCGAAGCUUGCAGAGGUUUUAAACUUUUGUUUAAUGAAGCGAGAGAAAGGGCCUCUAAAGCCCUUGGUUUCACCAAGAAACUCCAGAAUGACCUUGAAAAUGCUGCAAAGUUUAGCAUUGAUGUACCCAUGAAUGAGCUUUUGAUGAGGCUAGAAGCUAGUGGACAUGUUCAGGUCAUAGUUAGACACACAGCUGGACUUUUUAUGUUUGUGCCAAAAACAAUGGUGAAGAAAAAAUGUCAAAUUAUCCACCUGUUGAAUUCUUGCUGUGUUCAUGAAGAACAUGGUGAUCAAGUUGUUUCGGAUGGUUCUGGAUAUCUCCUCAUUUUACCACCGUGUGCCUUAGAGAAUGGAAAUGAUGUGCCUGUAACAUGGAAUGGCAAGACGGUUGUGGUGAGCCCAACCAUGGAUACUGCUAUUAGUUUAGCAGACAUACAGGUUGGAGGUAUGAUUUUAGUGGUACAGAAUUCCAAAGACUUGGAUGAGCAGCGUGAAGUAUUUCUUGACAGCAUGAGUUAUUCUGUCAGCAUUGUAAAGCAAAGGACAUCCAGUCAUCAAGCUAUUGCAGAAGCACUUGAUGAAUUGCAGGAAGCCUGUCUGAGUCUCCGUGAGAAAAUUGUUAGUGCUGUUGAAAGAGUUGAUGAGAACUUGGAUCUUGAUAGCAUGUUUGAAAUGGAAGAGACAGAGAAGGCCAUGGUUUAUCACACCUACACAGAAACUAUGCACCUUUGUUACAAUGUUGGUUUUGAGUAUCAAAAAGAGGUGGCACGUUUAGUAUUUGGAGAGAGAAAGGACACUCUUGGGCAAAAAAUGCUGAAUUUUUCCAAGCAAUGGAUGAAGUUUGUAAUGUCAAAGUGCGAGAGAGGAAGAGGCACAAGACCAAGAUGGGCAAACCAAGGCCUUGACUUUCUUACAGUAGCAUGUGAUCCCAAGACAUUGAACACUUUAUCAGAGUCUGCAUUCCAGGAAUUGAAGAAAACGAUCAACGGUUGUAUUUGUCACGUGAUUGGAAGUGCAGAGAGCUGCAGUGGGGUCGCAAGUCCAGCAUACAGAUCUCAGAGUCCAGCUUGCCCAUCCCCAGUGUUUGGCAGAAGUGGUUCCACAGGAGGACUUCUGAGACCUCUGUCAUGGCCGGCAGGAAAGCCUUCCAAAUCCCCAGGAGACCCGGCGGAUUCUGAUGAAAAUCAGUCCACGCGACGGCAGCUGUCAGAUCCUCUGGCCAAGCCACAGUUCCAGAGUCUAGCAACAGACGUUAAUGGGAACGAUGGUGAAGGCGAGAAUGAAGAAGAAGGUGAAAAGGAUGGCAUUAAACAUAAGGAUAGCUUUGUGGCAGAGCCAGGCGCACCCCGGUUAGAAAAAGUUCGUCACUCCUUGAAUAAACUGGAAAGGAAGAGAAACGAUUAUCUAUAUGAAAAGCAUGUGAUUGGGCGAGUGAGCAACAGACGCCGUGAUAUAGUCAAGGAACUGGCUUGCAUUUCCAGCAGAAAAGUGCCAUUUAAGUGGCAGCGAGGAAAUAAAAUAGGUGAAGGCCAGUUUGGAAAAGUGUACGCUUGUGUUAAUCUGGAUACAGGUGAAAUGAUGGCUGUGAAACAGAUCAAAUUUCAACCGAACGAUCAUGGUGAAAUACGGGAUUUAGCGGAUGAAAUUAAGAACUUUGAAGGAAUACGACAUGAAAGUCUGGUGAAGUACUAUGGUGUUGAACUUCAUCGGGACGAGAUGUUCAUCUUUAUGGAAUACUGUGCGGACGGCACUAUAUCAGACGUUGCCAAACUUGGCCUCCCAGAAACAAUGAUCAGAGUGUAUGCUUACCAGAUUCUUGUUGCCGUCAGCGUGCUUCACGAAAAGGGUAUUGUGCACAGAGAUGUCAAAGGUGCCAACAUAUUUGUCUCGUCUGAUGGUGUUCUCAAGUUGGGGGACUUUGGUUCCUCUAUUAAGUUAAAGAAUCCUCUGCACACAAUCUAUGGAGAGAUAAGCAACAUACGAGGAACAGUGGCUUACAUGGCACCUGAGGUGAUAACACUGGAUAAAGGAGCAGGGUACGGAAGAGCGGCAGACAUCUGGAGCAUCGGAUGUGUAGUGGUUGAGAUGGCAACAGGAAAGCCUCCAUGGCCCGAUUGCGAUAACAACUUUGUGAUCAUGUUCAAAGUUGGCGAAGGAGCCACGCCUGCUAUCCCUGAGAGUUUAAGUGAAGAGGGACAGGAUUUUCUGCUCUGUUGUUUUCUGCAUGAUCCUUAUGAACGGCACACGGCCAGUCAGUUAAUGGACCAUUCGUUUGUCAAGGUAGAUCUCUAAAGUGCUGUUAAAGUUUCGCACAGAUUGGAGCUACUGAAGUGCUAGUGGAAACGUUCUGAACGAAUUUGUUCAAGUACUACCGACUUGGCAGUAAUUUAAUUCGUGGUUAAAGAAUCAUCGGAGGACUGAUUCUCGAUCCGCAAAGAUCAAAAGUUUGUCAAAGCUUGCGGGUCUCGCCCUUAUAGUUGCUAAGCAACUGUGAACUAUAGCGUUAAACCUAUCAGACAACGAUCGGAGAACUCGUCAGUACUUAUACUAGAGUUUGAUUGGUUUGUUAGAAUUGGAUAUUCUCCGUGAACAUAAAGAAGGCUAGGAAAAACGAGGCUAAUUGUCCCGAGUGAAGAGUUAAAAAAUAAACUAAAUUAUCACUUAAGUUAAUUAAAAUUAUAUCCAUUCAGAUUUGUAUUAAAACAAUGACUUUGUCCAGGCUAAUCCGGAUAAAUUUGAAAACAAAGAUUUUCCCUCGUAAACAAAGACAUUUUUUCCUGUCAUCCUAUUGUUUUUGUACCAUUUUGUGUACUGAGCGCCUUAAUGGAGAAAACUGAACCCGGUUUUAAAUUUAUCUGGACUAGUACAGACAGGGUUAAACAGUGUGUAAAAAUAUGGCAAUGGAUGUACGUUGCUAUGAAGUAUAUUUGAAGAAAAUCGCGCAUGUUGUUUCGAUGUAAACUUUGGAAGUAAUUGUUUUCGCUGUUAAUAAUUUUUUGAUUGCGAGAAUGAAAAUAUGAUACUUUUAAGCGGUGCAAGUGUUCAAAUAGAUUGGUAAAACCUCACCUGUCGUUUCAAAUAUCUAAACAAACUGCUCUUGAAUUUAUUCAAUUUUCACUGCAUGGAAUACUGAAGAAUUUACAUUAGAAUUUAUUUUGAAGUGUGGACUGAGAAUAAUAAACCAUUAAAAUGGUGAAUUACAGUGUUAGUAGAUAUCACACAAACUGAAUAACCAGCGCAUCAAAAGAUAACUUUA